CAUCUCCAUGGCUAUCCACCUUCAGUGGGAGCUCACUUAGUUUGAUCGUUCUCAAUUGGCCUUCUAGACCGCUAGUAUGGUAGGAGUAGCAGGAAAAUCCAAGGGCUGCAAUACUUGCCGAACUCGGAAAAUUGCGUGUGAUCGGUCACGACCGGAGUGUGGCCAGUGCACGCGAUCAAACCGAGUAUGUCGUGGCUAUCAAAGGGAGAGGGUCUUUGUGCUAGUCCAGCCCGCUGCUCCACCGACGAAGAAACACAUCUUUCUGCGAACCCCUCCCUCGUCCGAACGGGAUUCUCCCGAGGAGCUCUACGAUGCGGUCGACGAGGACCUGGCGUUGUCAUCUGGGUAUCCCUUUACGGAGCGGGGACCGGCUUACGCGAUGAUGCAGACCCAGAAUGAAUGCCAUAAUCUGGUUCUGACCUUUCUCUCCAAUUGUCUUUCCGCGCCAGGGUCAUCUUUCCUCCCACGCUCAUGGAUGCCCUUGCUGGCCGAGCUGCCAACGGAAGUAAAGGCUCUGCAAAUUGCGGGGGCGGCCGUCGCGGCCUCAGCGAUUGGUCACCAGUUUCGAGAUCCAGCGUUGAUCAAGGAAAGCCUCAAUCUCUACACCCAGGGCCUCCGACAGCUGCAGAGUGCACUAUGGAAUCGCAACCUCGUUCACGACGAUGGCACUCUGGCAGCCUGUAUGGCCCUCGGUCUGUAUGAAGCGAUGGAAUGCCCAAGUACCGGAUCGGAGGGCUAUUUCGGCCACUGUCAGGGCCUCAUUGCAUUGGUUCAGGCUCGCGGUAUCCAGGCCCACUGUUCAGGUGCGGGUCAUCGAUUAUUCCUUGGAGUCCGAAUGCCAGCGAUCCUGUAUGCGUUGGAACACCAAGCUCCAAGUUUCCUGUUCGACCCGGAGUGGAUGGAGCAGCCCUGGGAACUGAUCCCAAAGACCUUCAUGACUAGGGUCGUAGAUUGCCUCGCAAAAAGCCCCAAGAUCCUGCAGGGUGUGCGCCUCUUGCAUUCUUUGAGCCCCGAACGACAAGCUGGUCUAUAUCACGAGUUGAUCCGCGAGUGCUGGCAGAUCGACGAGGAACUGGACAUGAUCUGGUAUGGGAUGCAAGAUGCUACGCCAGACCCGCUGUACUGGCCCGUGCCAUCCCACAUGAAGUAUGCCCCGAUUGACUCCAACGUGGAGAAUCCAUUCCCAAUGGUAUUCUGCUUCGCGAGCCUGGAAUGCGCCACCAUUCUCAUCCUCCUGUGGGCAGUGCGGGUGAUGCUGUGGUCAGGUCUCUGUCACCUGUACGCCGGUCUGGCUAGUCUCAACAGCUCUAUGGCUUCUACCGCGGGAUCGGCUUACCCACCGCUGCCGGCUCUCGGUCAUCGCCAAGACUAUCUCUCCAUGGCCCAUCAUGUCUGCCAAUCCACCGAGUAUAUUCUGCGGGACGAACAGAUGCUGGCCGGGCCCCUCUCGGUUUCGCCAGCGUUGGGGAUUGUGCUGGACACCCUGCGCGAUCAGCCACGUUAUGCUCGCGAGGUUGCGUGGCUACGAGCAGUUCUCAGUGUAGUGCGGGAGAGGGGGUUAGGUCUUCUGAAACAUAGUCGAUGAUCUAGCCAGCUUACAGAACCAUGGCCAGAUUACGAAGUUACGAUGAGUCCGGGAUCCAGAUCAAUGAUGACAAACCUGGCGUCCAGUGUGGGAGCAAAUGGCAUUGAUACGAAGGGAUUAUGAUUGAUUAUGUAUUGGUGAUGGUGGCAAUUGA
Aspergillus ibericus CBS 121593 is the source of this 1739-nucleotide messenger RNA. RefSeq names its product Zn(II)2Cys6 transcription factor domain-containing protein. The coding region runs from base 77 to 1585 and encodes 502 amino acids. Gene Ontology annotation, biological process: regulation of DNA-templated transcription. NCBI's taxonomy places the organism in Eukaryota, Fungi, Ascomycota, Eurotiomycetes, Eurotiales, Aspergillaceae. Gene Ontology annotation, molecular function: DNA-binding transcription factor activity, RNA polymerase II-specific; zinc ion binding. The transcript has 3 exons. The record is from RefSeq and is a predicted model, not a curated record.